CUUCCUGAAAUGUUCGAACAUGCUGUCUACUUUGGAUUUGUCACGUGUUCGUAUCAAGUCACUGCCGAAUGAGAUAUUUAACUUGUUUAAUCUUCGUUUCUUGUGCCUUAGGCAUACUGGUAUUGAAAUUCUCUCCGAGGAAAUUGGACGAUUGCAGAACUUAGAGGUUUUGGAUGUGUUUAAUGCUGGAUUAUCGACUAUCCCAAAAGUUAUAGCGAAGCUCCGGAAGUUGCGAUACCUGUAUGUUGGCAAUUUAUUUUUAGAGGACAAGUACAAAGUCGCAGUUUUCACUGGAACAAGGGUUCCUGAAGGCAUAGUGCACUUGACAGGAUUGCACUCACUUCAGUAUGUUGAGUCAAAUGAAACAAUUUUGAGUCACCUCGGUGUUUUCACAGAGAUAAGAAACCUUGGUGUUGCCAACACAAGAACUGAACACUUUUCUGGAUUAUGCAACUCUAUCAUGAAGAUGAUCCAUCUUGUCCAUUUGAGGAUUUCAGCGUUAGAUGACGAACAAGUGUUGAAAGUGGAAGCACUUCGUUUGCCUCCAACUCUCUCGAUUCUCGAACUGAAGGGGCAGCUGGAGAAGGAGUCAAUCCAUCAGAGUCUAUCAUCCUUAUCACACCUCCACAACCUAUCCAAGUUGGUAAUGGCAUUCUCAAAGCUUGACCAAGACUCUCUUUACAGCCUUCAGAUGUUGCAUGGUCUAUGCUUUCUUCACCUUAUGAGAGCUUUUGAAGGGGAGAAACUGCAUUUUUGUGCAGAAUCCUUCCCGAAACUCCGGACAUUACGAGUGUGGGAUGCUCCAAAUCUCAGACAAAUUGAAAUAGAAGAAAGUGCAAUGCAAAGCCUUGCAAGGCUAACACUUCGUGACUGUCCAGAACUGAUGACAAUUCCUGAUGGCAUUGAGCACCUAGCAGCUCUGGAGGAACUUCAUCUUGAACAAGUAAGCGAGGAUCUCAUAGAGAAGCUUCGGCGAAAAGGUGGGGAACCAAGUAAAGAUCUUCUGAAGAUCAAUUACAUAAGGAAAGUCACUGUUCGAGUAAUCCACAAAAAUAUUUGGGAGAGAAUUCGGUGAACAGGUCCAAGUUCCUUCUUACUAAGCUAUCCUUUCAGAAAUAGGUGAACCGGAGUGAUCUUGUGAUUACAGAUAAUCAAGGAGAGUGCUCACGGUGGAUAUGGCAGAUACAGAGAGAGCGUAAGCUAUUACAGUUGAUGAGGUUGCUCUGCUGCCUGCUUUGCAAACGAGAUGACGCAUGGGGGACUGUUCUCCACCUCGAUCAUGGACCACCAAAUGUCUUACCACUCCAGAAGAGCAUGGGCAGGGAUCUGGGACAACAUGCUAAUUCUAGACCAUUGAAUGUUGUAUGCUGAGCAUAUGUUUAUGUUUAAAAUGUUGCCUAGUUAAUUGAUCAUAGUAUACAAAAUUGUGUGUAGUGAGUGCAAAUAGGUCGAGUAAUAUGAUUUGUAAAACCUUCACUGCAAUACAAUACAAACUAAAUUGAAAAAAAAUGGGACACAAUCAAAUUGUUUUUAAGUGGCACUUAGACAUAAUAUGUUGGUUUAUUGGGUAGGAUCCAGUGCGGUGACCACUGUGCAGUCACUACCAAUGACAUUUGGGCUCACAUGUCGGUGGCAAUGAGUACAACAACAGUCACCCCUGCAGA
This is a messenger RNA of Oryza sativa Japonica Group (Japanese rice), 1664 nucleotides long. The record is from RefSeq and is a predicted model, not a curated record. NCBI's taxonomy places the organism in Eukaryota, Viridiplantae, Streptophyta, Magnoliopsida, Poales, Poaceae.